AUGCUCCUGAAUCUUAUAAUUAUAAUUGGGGAGAUGACUGAGACAUGGCAAAUUGCCUGCACUGAGGACCUCUGCUGGGACAUCGUCUCCUGCCUUGCCUGUGAAUGUGGAAGCAUAGAUUGGUUGGGUACUGGACAGGGUUCCAAAGCAGGAUCUCUAUCCCGAAUUGGUUCAUACCUUCCGCGAUCCUCAUUGAGCACAAGUGCUGGUGGUUCUGUGCUUGGGUCAUUUCAACCAUCGUGCAGACCAUGGGAAAGGGGGGAUUUACUGAGGCGUCUUUCUACGUUCAAGCCUGCAAAUUGGUUUGGGAAGCCAAAGGGAUGGACUGAUUAG
Messenger RNA from Thlaspi arvense, 333 nucleotides. The record is from the annotation of a GenBank genome assembly. NCBI's taxonomy places the organism in Eukaryota, Viridiplantae, Streptophyta, Magnoliopsida, Brassicales, Brassicaceae.